Adelges cooleyi (spruce gall adelgid) is the source of this 5707-nucleotide messenger RNA. Its product is annotated as octopamine receptor beta-2R-like. The record is from RefSeq and is a predicted model, not a curated record. Gene Ontology annotation, cellular component: membrane. Gene Ontology annotation, molecular function: octopamine receptor activity. The coding region runs from base 881 to 2125 and encodes 414 amino acids. NCBI's taxonomy places the organism in Eukaryota, Metazoa, Arthropoda, Insecta, Hemiptera, Adelgidae. The transcript has 9 exons. Gene Ontology annotation, biological process: adenylate cyclase-activating adrenergic receptor signaling pathway.
CUCGCACGGUAGCAGUUCCGGAUAACCCUCCAAGGUUUGCGCGCUAAAGCAGCCGCAUCGCCGAAUUUCGUCGUGCCGAGUACACACCCGCGAAGUGUAUUUGUUUUGGUUUUUUGUUUUCGGCGCGCGAUAGUCGGUGAGCAUUUUUGUUUUUCGUUUUUUUUUCAAUUUAAUUUCUUACCCAUAGCAAGUGUCGUAAAAAACGGUUCUUUAAAAAAAAAAUCGGUUUUCGUUUGGAAUAUUAUUUGUUUUUUUUUCAACUCGUCCACUUUCUUAAUUAAUUAAUUUAAUAAUCGACGCCGUAGGUACCGUACGAAUUCGGGGAGAAAAAAAUACUCCACCCCGAUCCGUGUUUAGUCGUUUUGUUGUGGCCGAAACACGCACAAGGACUAAAAAAACUAAACCGUCCUAGUUUCCCGCAGAUUCGACCAACGGCAAAGAUUGGAAAGUCAUCAUCAAAAGAAAGCACUUAUGUUAUUACAGGUGGUCACGAGGAUUUUUGGUUGCAGAUAAGGAAACGUAACUGCUGACUUUAAACUCCUUUGUUAUGCGAACAACUCAAGAAACGUGUUAAUUCAUUAAUUUACCGAGUUAUCUACGCCUGGAAAGGGGAAAAUUCGAUAACGACGGCCGUACGAGGGAAAUGCAUAGAACUGACAAUCGCCGUGUAGCCAACGCUGUCAACGUUGAUACGUGAUCCAGCUGUUGCGGUCUGGCUGUGCACCUAAACCCUGAUUAUUAGCUUCAACUGUCGAUUGCAAAGGGCCGGUAUGGUGACAACGACGACCACAUGGACAACGGAGAUCACCGCGUGUACAAUCACAGCUCGACGGCUAACGUUUUGCAGGACCACCGGCAAACAUAGUUCCGGCUAAGCGCCAUGGACAACGGUACCGAUCCCACCGUCCAACAGGUGGCCGGUGAUAUGGACUGGUCUGACUACGUGACGGUGGCGUUAAAAACGUCAAUAAUGGCCAUCAUCAUACUGACCUCGAUUGGAGGAAACCUAUUGGUAAUUGUGUCUGUGGCCAGGCACCCUCGUCUCAGGGUAAUCACCAACUAUUUUGUCGUUUCUCUGGCUUUUGCUGACAUGCUCGUUGCAAUUGUGGCCAUGACGUUCAACGCCAGCAAGCAGAUAAGUGGCAAAUGGAUGUUCGGCUACUUCAUGUGUGACGUAUGGAACUCCAGUGACGUCUACUUCUCGACCGCGUCCAUAUUGCACCUGUGUUGCAUCAGCGUGGACCGGUACUAUGCCAUCGUCAAGCCACUCAAGUACCCUGUGUUGGUAACUAAGCAGCUAGUUGCAUUUCUAUUGCUCAUCACGUGGCUGGCCCCCGGCGUCAUAGCGUUCGUGCCGAUUUUCUUCGGAUGGUAUACCACGGACGAGUAUCUAGCCUUCCGCAGAGCGCAUCCGGACGACUGUGACUGGGUGGUGAACAAGAUGUAUGCUAUCGUGUCGUCGUCGAUAUCGUUUUGGAUACCGUGCACGAUAAUGCUGUUUACGUACCACGCGAUAUUCAAGGAGGCCAACAGGCAGGAGAAGCAGAUCCAUGCUAGAAUCAGCUGUGGCCACCAGAUGAACUAUAACCGGGAGAUGGCAGACCGGGAGAACGAGUUGCGGCCAAACGGAGCCGUAAACGGAUCAUCGUCCAGAACCACUUUGGCGGCCCCAACCGAACCCCAUUCCACCCCGUCCAGGGACAACAGGAACAUCAUAAAGAUGAAGCGGGAACACAAAGCGGCCAGAACGCUGGGCAUUAUCAUGGGCACGUUCAUCGUUUGCUGGCUGCCCUUUUUCCUAUGGUAUGUGAUAACAACGUUGUGCGGCGAAAGGUGCAACAUAUCGUCGUCGGUGGUGGCCGUGCUCUUCUGGAUCGGCUACUUCAACUCGACGCUGAACCCUCUGAUCUACGCGUACUUCAACCGGGACUUCAGGGAAGCGUUCAAGAACACGUUGCAGUGCGCGUUUUGCAACCUAUGCCGGAGCCCGCCGUCCGACCUGGAGGCGCUGGAUGCUCGCCGGCCGUCCCUCCGGUACGACGACCGCACGCGCAGUGUGUACUCUGAGACUUACUUGAACCACUGCGAUAGGCGCCGAUCAAGUCAGUUUGGCAGCAGCUUAUGAUCUGCGGUCGCCCGGCCUCGGCCUCCAGUCUAGUCCAAACCGUUUGUGUAUGUCCUGUCCCGUUCCCAGAUUACCUCAGAGUCUGGUUGGUUUUUUUGUGUUCUAAAAAAAAUGUGUGUAAAAAAACAACAGCUUAAACAUGAAGAAUAACAACAAUAAUAUCCCCCACCCUCAUUUGUAUAUAUAUAUUUAUAUAUAUAUAAUUAUUGUUUUGAUAUUAUUACCUACCACCGUCUAAGUCCUCCAAAUGAAAAUUGUGUAAUUAUUAACUAUUAUCGUUUAGGAUUUUUUAACUUUUUUUUUUUUAAUUUUUAACGUUAAUAACCGCUUUUCUAACGACUAGACGCGUUGCACGCGUAGAUUUAGUCGGGGUUACGGUACGUUGUGCGUAAUCCUAUUUUUGUAAUAAAUCAACAAACUUAAGCCAUGUACAGUCACAAUGUGUAUUCAAGUAUUUCCACUCGAUCGACAUGCUGGUAACGGUGACCGCCGAUCGAUAUUGGGCCGCGGGUUAACCCUAGAGAUUCACAGCAAAUGUUGUCCGGGCGAGGUCUAUAGUCGCAAUAUUAGUGGAUACGUUUGUACAUUUUGCAACACAUUAACAAUAUUAUAUUUGUCUAUGUCUAUGUAUACGUUUUCUUUUGAUGAACCACACGAGCGUGACAUGUAUAAUAUUUUCAAAGAAAAACUGCGAGAAACGCUUCAAAACCAUUGCAACUUAGUUACGAGUAUGUGUAUUCCGUCCUGGCAUUAUACAUACACGAUUAUCGUUUUGUAACUUUUUUCAGAGAUAUCUGAAUCUAGUAACGGCGUGUCACUACUAAUAAUAAUAUCUACAUUUUAAUCUAGGCAAAGUUAUAAAAAUAAUUAUCAUCUUAACACAUUAAAGAACUAUUUAUGUAAAACGCAAUAUUCAAUAAUCAUAAUAUUCAUAUGUAUAAAUUAUUGGCGGUCAUCGAAGUGACGUCUGUUGCAAACUAUAUGGCUUAGUUUUGGGUGUUUGGCUAGACGAUAAUAGUCGAGUGUUGACUAAAUCUAAACCAGCCAUGAUGUCAAACUUGUAUGUGUAUGCUUUGUGCUUACUACGAAUUGUAAAUGGUAUACAAGCAGUGCAAUAAACAAGCAAUAAUAUGUAUAGUUAAAUUUAUAGUUUAUGUGUGUUUUAAUUGAUAUAGACAUAACUGUUAAGUAAUAACUCAUAAAUUUUCUUUAAAUAUAUCUAUUUGUAUAAUAAACAAAUAAGUUUCCCUCGUUAUAUUGGACAUAGAAUAUUUAUUUACACUAUAGUGUAUAACUAAAAUGUAUACAGUAUAUAUAUAUAUGUAUUGGUUGAAUAGUUGUGUACUUAAUCACCGAUGUUAUUUGUGUUACUUCAAUAAAAAUAAUUUUCUGAACAAUAGUGUGGGUAGGUACUUUAUUAAAUUGAAGAGUAAGGACAUUUGUCUGUUGAACAACGCUUCCGUUUGCAAUCAAUCUGUUCUACGUAUGUAAUUUAAAAAGUCCGUACUUAUUAAGUUUAAAGAAAAACAGCUCAAACCAUGGUUUGAGACCAUCAAGUUUUCGGACGCCGAAAGAGCAUUUUUCGGUACAGGUAAAGUUUUUUUUCUAUCUAUUAGUAGAGUUCUUUUGAAGUUUUACCGAUAGCCAUUUCGUUUUUUUUUCAAUAACGUAGUUGCAUUUCAUUUUCAUUACUCUUUCCAAUACAUACAAGCGACAAGUUAAUUUUUUUUUUAUAUAUUAAUUAUUAGCGUUGACGUUCUGCCUAUCAAAAGUUCAUUGUCGUUGUCAUAAUGUCUCAUUAACUUUUCUUUUCAGUAACAGAAAUCCCAACUUGGAAUUAAUCCGUACAAAGCCGGAGAGUUUAUUUAUAUUAUUCCUAAGGAGUUUUCUUCUUUAAAGUUUAAAAUUGAAAAACACUCACAGCGGAGAAACGAAUAAAUUGUAUUUUUUAAUUUUCAAAACAAACAGUAAACGUACUUUAUCUCUCAAAUGACUUUGCGCUGUCCAAAUAAUGUUCGUUUAUUUUUGUCCACGUCAUGUUAUACAUAAUUAAUAGCCAAAAUGGUAACAAAUGUUAACUAUAAAAUGAAAAUAUUUGUUUUAUGAACGACAAGUGAGUGCAUUUAGAGUACAUAACGGAAUUAAGGUAAUGUGUUGUAAAAAGCCGAUUGGCGUUAAUUUAAAUAAAAUAAAUAAAUAAAAGUAAUUGAUCUUAAUUACUAUCGUUUUUAGUUCAUUGCACGAGUAGCCAAUUUAAAGCUGUACUUAUUCCCAGUAUGAAUGUCAGAAGUCAGAGGUAAGCAGAGGAUGGAUUAGAAAUUAUAGUGGUUGGUUGAUAGAUUGCUGAUAAAUAAUUAUGAUUAGGUCAUAAUAUAAUAUUGAUGCGUACAUCAAAAUAUUAUACACAAAAAAAACAUUGACAAGUGUAUGGAGAACUAAAGAAGGUGCUAUUUUAGAUUAUGACCCGUCUACACUAAAAUUUUCACCUGACCGUAACCGUGUUCUUAUAAUAAUAAAAUAUUCAAUUUAUAUUUACAAUAUUGAUAAUUAUGUAAAUACUUUGUUCUUUAUAUUCGUAAUAAUAUAAAAACUCAAAAGCAGCUAUCACAUUAAUUUGCUUAUAAAAAUUGUUUAAAACAUUUGUUUGAUGUAUAAAACUAUUGCUAUUACUAUUUAUAUAGAUAUAAACUAAUAAAUAAUGUAUCCUAAUAAGGCUAUUGUUCCAAAGGUAAUUAUUUUAUACUACUAUUAACAUGCAUCGAUUAAAUGUUAUACCGUCAUAUCGGUAUGUUGUAAUGAUUUAUGAAGUCGUUGAAGACGUACAUAAAAAGUACAAGCGUGAAGCGCUAAUGUUUAGAUAUUAUUGUGUCCAAAAAAAUAAAAAAUAAAUUACGUUAUAGCAAAACCAUAAACGUAGUAUGUAGUACAAUUAUUUUUAGAAAACUACAUUUAAAUACAUGUGUCCAAAAAAUUAAAUUAUUGUAUAGUUUUUUUUUCAAUAGCCCUUUAUAGUAUUUUAUUAUACAAUAUACCGUAAACUUUAAAGCGCCAAAUACAUUAAUUUAAUAUAAUUUGUUGUAAAUUAAUGCAUUUUGAAUAUUUUGGACCAAACACAAGUGUAUGAGAGAAUGCCUACUAGGUGAUCGUCCGGUUCUCUUGUCUCUACAUUUUGACCCAUUCGGACUGAAUUUUUCAUAAAUAUAUGUAUAAAUAAAUAAAAUAAAUAACUAUGUAAAUUAUGCAGACUAGCCGUUUUAUAAUAUAGUGAAAUAGUGUAUAUGUAUAUUAUGAUGAAUUGGCUUAGUGUGUAAAAGGGCAAAUCGUACUAUAAAACAUAUUAAUGUUUUAUGAUUUUGUUGUACGGCAAUUACUGUUCCUCCAGAGUUGUUUAUAUCAAUUUUAUUAAACCAAGAUCCACGUUUUGUUUUGUUAACUCUUUGUAUCAACGAUAUUAUUAGCUAAAAAAUGUAUGUAUAUUAUUGUAUAAAAAUAUCAUCAAAUAGAUUACUAUUAUACAUAAUGUUAUAAUAUUGAUUUAUAAGCUUUUUAGAACAGACACAUUUUUGUACCUGAAAAUCCUAA